This is a messenger RNA of Coccomyxa subellipsoidea C-169, 987 nucleotides long. RefSeq lists its product as hypothetical. The transcript has 7 exons. NCBI's taxonomy places the organism in Eukaryota, Viridiplantae, Chlorophyta, Trebouxiophyceae, Coccomyxaceae. The record is from RefSeq and is a predicted model, not a curated record. Bases 1 to 987 code for a protein of 328 amino acids.
AUGAAGUUUCUCGCCAUAUUCGUGUUGAUGCUGAGGCUGGCAUGGGCUCAAGGCUUACCGACGAGCACCACAGACGCAGAGGAACCGUGGGCAGCUGCGAUGGGGGAUGGCUAUCCCGUGCUGACCAGCUUUGAUGGACACACUUUCCAGUUUCCAGGGAGAGCAGGGCAAUACUAUGACCUUAUAUCGGCAGAUGAGCACCAGGUGACGAUGAAGCUGCAGGCUGGUCAAGCCUGGAACCAUACCGGAACCUUCAUUGAGGGGCUGGGUGUGCAGUACCACCAGCACAAGAUCAUCGUCAGUGUGAAUGCACAUGACGUGCUUGCAGUGUUCAUGAAUGGCCAGGAGCUGAGGAUGAGAGAGGAGCAAACUAAGCAGGAGCGCAUGCUGGCUGUGGAGGAUGGCUCAGAGCUGCUGCUGGCUUGGAGCCUGCAGUACCCAGAGCUGGGCAAUGCCGUGGAGAUAGUCACAGAUCUGCUGCGUAUAGUGACCUGGGUGACACCGGCGCAGACAGUAGAUCAGGACGGCGUGUACCAGCCUGCAUACCUCAAUUUUGAUGCCCAGCUUCUGGCGCCACCACACGGCGAAAUGCAGGGUGUUGUUGGGGAGGGCUUUGCGCGGCUGAUCAGCGGGCGCAGGGAGGAGGAUCAUUCGCAGCUGCACGGCAUGGUGGCCGACUACCAGAUGGCUUCCUACUUCGAGGGGCGCCGGCCGCUCGCAUAUGCCGGCGGCAGCGGCGCCGGCGGCGGCUGGCCGCUCGCGCUUCCCGGGGGCGGCGGCCAGCGGCGGCUGCUGCGCGAGGAUCUCGCCGGGAGGCCCAAGUUUCCGCUGCACGCCCGCGGCAGGUCGGCCAAACUCUCACAGGUUCGUGCGCGCACAAAGGCGGCACGUAUGCGGCGGCUGUCGGACAAGGACGUGAAGGGGGUGCUGACGCGGUCGCAGAAGGCCAUGCACCACAUGGGCGCCCGCCGCGCCGGCGUUGCCUAA